UUUUUUUUUCCCGCCUCAGUAAUCGGAUCCCCGCAGCUAAAGAAACUCAAGCAGUCAGAGACCAGAGCGGUCAGCCACCAGAGGACGCUGGGAGAGAGACGGUGGGAGCUGUCCAGCGCCGAGAAAGCUAGAGACGACCAUGGCCAAGGAGUGGGGCUACGCCAGCCACAAUGGUCCUGACCACUGGCAUGAAAUAUAUCCCAUUGCCAAGGGAGACAACCAGUCACCCAUCGAGCUGCAUACUAAAGACAUCAAACAUGACCCUGCUCUGCAGCCCUGGUCAGCAUCUUAUGAUCCUGGCUCUGCCAAAUCCAUCCUGAACAAUGGGAAAACCUGCAGAGUUGUGUUCGAUGAUACUUACGAUAGGUCCAUGCUGAGAGGUGGUCCUCUCACUGGACCCUACCGACUUCGCCAAUUCCAUCUUCACUGGGGCUCCUCUGACGACCAUGGCUCUGAGCACACAGUGGAUGGCGUGAAGUAUGCUGCAGAGCUUCACUUGGUUCACUGGAAUCCGAAGUACAACACUUUUGGAGAAGCACUGAAGCAGCCUGAUGGGGUUGCCGUGGUUGGGAUUUUUCUGAAGAUAGGACGGGAGAAAGGUGAGUUCCAGCUCCUCCUUGAUGCACUGGACAAAAUUAAGACAAAGGGCAAGGAGGCUCCCUUCACAAACUUUGACCCAUCUUGCUUUUUCCCUGCUUGCCGGGACUACUGGACCUACCAUGGCUCCUUCACCACACCGCCCUGUGAGGAGUGCAUUGUGUGGCUGCUGCUAAAGGAGCCCAUGACCGUGAGCUCUGACCAGAUGGCCAAGCUGCGGAGCCUGUUCGCCAGCGCAGAGAAUGAGCCCCCGGUGCCCCUGGUGGGGAACUGGCGCCCUCCGCAGCCCAUCAAGGGCAGGGUGGUGAGGGCCUCCUUCAAGUGAGGCGUCCAGUGCCCUCUUCAGGAAAGGAAACCUGAGGCUGGAGAGCUCCCUGCCCCAACUACGUCGCCUUUCCGCCCCGAGAGAGGAAGGGGAGAGAUGCAGCCAUAGAGAAACCUCAGUUACUUUUGACACAGUCUAACACAGAAGCAUAAAUUUCACACUUGACCUCUGUAAUAAUCAGUUUUUAUAUAAAAGUAGCAUUUUUAGUAAGGGUUCAAAGAAGAAGAAACAGAGUGAAGAGUAAAGAUAUAGAAAAGUGGCUUUUGAGCAUCUUAAAUUUCUCAUAACCUCAGGUUUUCUAUUUUUGCCAUGUGUUUACUUGUCCUACAGAAGUAAUGCCACUCUUAUACCUGGGUGUGGUGGUGUGGGGAUGGGAUAACAGUUAAGUUGAAAUGAUUGUGAACCUCAAGAAUUGAAUACACAAUGUGCUUUACCUCUUAACAUCAGUAAGAGCUCACUCCAUCCAUCACUUAUUAAAUGCUAGCUACUGCCAAGAUUACCUGGUUUGAUUAUCAUUGAAAAGAAAACCCAGUAAGAUGUGUUUGGUUUCUUACAUUUUUGACCCAGUGCAGAAUUUCUUUUUCUUAAAAGAUUGUUUUCUUUACCUGAAGCAGGGUCAUUCAUUUUUAUUUCACUACCUUUAUCUUUGCAUGCCUAUUAAAAUAAAAGCUGUCUCUGGUUGAGGUUGGGAUUAACAAUUCCUAGAACAGGAAGAGAUGAAUGAUAUCGUGAAAGCAAAGGUUGCAUGGAUCACCAAAAACAAUAAA
This is a messenger RNA of Jaculus jaculus (lesser Egyptian jerboa), 1689 nucleotides long. It is a transcript of the gene Ca3, whose product is annotated as carbonic anhydrase 3. NCBI's taxonomy places the organism in Eukaryota, Metazoa, Chordata, Mammalia, Rodentia, Dipodidae. The coding region runs from base 140 to 922 and encodes 260 amino acids. The transcript has 8 exons. Gene Ontology annotation, cellular component: cytoplasm. The record is from RefSeq and is a predicted model, not a curated record. Gene Ontology annotation, molecular function: carbonate dehydratase activity; zinc ion binding.